Molecule: messenger RNA, 414 nt
Organism: Exaiptasia diaphana
Lineage: Eukaryota; Metazoa; Cnidaria; Anthozoa; Actiniaria; Aiptasiidae
Exons: 2
Coding region: 46-414 (122 amino acids)
Source: RefSeq, a predicted model, not a curated record
AUUGUUUUAGACUUUGUCGAAUCAUAAACUACUGUCUUUAACAAGAUGGCUGUAAAGAAAUAUCAAUGGUUUUUGACUUGCAUCUAUGUAAUGAGUCAUGGAUGGCAAUUCUUAUCUGCAGCUCCACCAGUUAUGGAUGCUUUCAGCGAUGACAUCAACUCGUGUUUAUUUUCUAAGUGGAAGUCAGUGGCAAUAUCAGGCAACGUGGAAUGUCAAAGCUAUGGAUCUGACUUCAAACCGCUAUGCUACGGUCUGAAAUCCACAGGGCCUGCUUUGUUUGCUGUGUGUUACAACACAAACAAGCAGAUACCUGCCUUUACUGCGCAUGUCGUUAAGCCCGUCACUGGUUCUUCAAGUGAUCGUCCAACAUUUAGGAAAGAUAAAGGAAAAUAUGGUAGGCUCAUUGUUGGUUGA